UAUAAAGCUUAUUCCUCCUAUAAUCUAGAGGGGAUUUAUACAGUACUAUGCCCAAAAACCCAAUUCGGACGACCAUAAAAUCUCAACGAUUCACCGCCGCCGUCGAUUCUGUUCGGCAUCGCCACCGCGCCACACAGAACAUGAAAGGGGGGAGGAAGAAUCUCAAGAGGGCCGUCGAGGCAGAGAUGAUGGCACUUCAACAAGGGCAAAACAUAAUGCAGGUUGUCGAUUUGAGGGGCUCUAAUUUGAUUGAGGUAAUGGAUGCAAAAGGGCAACAUCUACUAGCAAUAUUUCCAGCAAAAUUCCAGAAAAGUAUGUGGAUCAAACGAGGGAACUUUGUAGUUGUAGAUGAAAGUGGGAGAGAGGAGGCCAUCGAAUCUGGCAGAAAGGUGGCGGGCAUCCUCACUCAAGUGCUUUACCACGAUCAAGUUCGUAUCCUCCAAAAAUCCUCUGAAUGGCCAGAGAUCUUCAGAUCCUCCUCUCAGGAGAGCUCAAUGCAAGGUACCCCCAAUCAAGAAGAUGUAUGUUUGAAUGAUGAUGAAUGUUCGACUGAUGAUGAUGAUGAAGGGCUUCCGCCUUUGGAAGCAAAUACAAACAGAGUGAAUCCUUUGCUGUUGCAUUCGGAUGCAGAGUCUACAUCUGAUUCUGAUAUUGAGCAUGAUUCUUAGUUGAUCCAAUUAUGUAUUGAAACAGCUUAUAUGUAUGACAUGUGAUUUGCCCAUUUUGUAGUGUUUAUUAGACAAAAGAGUACAUGCAAAUUGCAUUUUUUUUCAUUUUAUUGAAACAGCUUUUAUGAUGCCUCUUUUCA
Salvia splendens (bonfire salvia) is the source of this 808-nucleotide messenger RNA. RefSeq names its product probable RNA-binding protein EIF1AD. The record is from RefSeq and is a predicted model, not a curated record. Gene Ontology annotation, molecular function: translation initiation factor activity; RNA binding. Bases 48 to 668 code for a protein of 206 amino acids. Lineage: Eukaryota; Viridiplantae; Streptophyta; Magnoliopsida; Lamiales; Lamiaceae. The transcript has 3 exons. Gene Ontology annotation, cellular component: nucleus. Gene Ontology annotation, biological process: translational initiation.